Paramuricea clavata is the source of this 9857-nucleotide messenger RNA. NCBI's taxonomy places the organism in Eukaryota, Metazoa, Cnidaria, Anthozoa, Malacalcyonacea, Plexauridae. The record is from the annotation of a GenBank genome assembly.
AAACGACGAAAGAAGAGCAAGGCGACAACAGAAGAGGAGAGUGGAUAUGUUCUGUUUUUUUGUUUUGUACGUAUAUUUUAAGCAUUUUUAAAAGCUUUAAACCAUUCUAGUAACGAUGUGACUCAUGUAUUGUUGUUAGGCUUUCGUGUGGUUGUGUUUCGUGUCUGUUUUGUAGAUUGUUUUGACGCGUUCGUGUUGUGUACCGAGAUGCGACACUCGCUUUCCUUCGUGUUUGCGCUAUUUGUCGAUCAUAAGUCUAUGUUUUCGGCUUUGAUAUUUAGCGAAAAACUAAACCACGAAACGUUUAAGCGCUUAGAAGUUAGGCUAUGCUCUCGUUGCUGCGAACGAGUUAAUUUGUGGCCACAACUCACUAAACUAGUAACCUCAUUUAUACAAAAGCUCUCUUGUUUUGGCUUUGAGUGUAAAUUCAAUUUUGCCCCACGGGCAAUUAUGCGUAUUUCAUAGAAGAACAACGUAUCUUAUUUCUUUUUCGUUUUGUAGGGGGAAGCAGUGGGGAUAGCCGAGUAUUUUGUACAAAAACAAGCGCUUGGCAACGCUUGGAAGUAGCAAAUUUGCCGAAACACAUCUAUCGUUAAAACCGCUUGUUUUUCAACCCGUCAAGUAUACGGAAAAUAUUUAUCAGAACUGUAGAAUGAGUGACACGCAGAAACAGGCGACAGACGAGUCGCCUAAAAACGUUGAAACGCCGAAAAAACACGGCCGAUUUCGGUCUUCUAUGAGAAGUGUUUUUGGCAGAAGUGGGAAAAGCAAAAAUGAUGACUCAAGUCAAAGCAAAACAAGCAAGGAUGCUAAUUCGUCACAAUCCCGGAAAAGUAGCUCAGAAGCCGUCUGUGUCUGCCCGGUGUGUUAUGUUGUCAAACCCCAGUCGUUAUUUCCUGAUAUUUCAACUUGCGAGCAUAGAACUUGCGGCGAUUGCCUCAGACAGUAUAUGACAAUCGAAAUCAACGAAUCUCGAGUCAAUCUGACCUGCCCCGAAUGUGCAGAACGAUUUCACCCGAAUGACAUCAAAUAUGUGCUAAACGAUGAAGUACUCAUGAACAAAUAUAGCGAGUUUACUUUAAGACGAACCUUGGUUUCGGAUCCGGAUUGCCGAUGGUGUCCUGCGCCGGAUUGCGGGUAUGCUGUAAUUGCCGCCGGUUGCGCCAGCUGUCCGAAACUCACCUGCGAACGGGAAAAGUGCAAGACAGAGUUCUGCUAUCAUUGUAAGCAAAUUUGGCAUCCAAAUUUAACAUGUGAUAUGGCGAGACAGCGACGAGCAUCAAACAUUCGGUCACUACCGAUGAACGACAGCAAGAGUUUAUCCGGUGAAGACAUGAAGCCGUGCCCGCGAUGUGGUGCGUUUAUCAUUAAGCUCGAUGAUGGUACGUGUAACCAUAUGACGUGUGCCGUGUGUGGGGCUGAGUUCUGUUGGUUAUGCAUGAAAGAAAUAUCCGAUUUACAUUAUUUAAGGUAAGUUAUUUCAUGAUGAUAUAUCUCAGACAUCGAGGUCCAGUGUAUCUAGUAUUCUACAAUACGCUGUCGUGGUUUGUGUCUGAACUACCUGAAAAAGAUAUCUCAAACGUGGUGGUUCAGUGUAGGUAGUAUUCUACCUGAAAAAUAUAUAUCAAAUGUGGUGGUUCAGUGUAGGUCGUAUUCUACAAUAAGCUGUCGUGGCUUGCAUCUGAACUACCUGAAAAAGAUAUCUCAAACGUGGUGGUCCAGUGUAGGUAGUAUUCUACAAUAAGCUGUUGUGGUUUGUGUCUGAACUACCUGAAAAAGAUAUCUCAAACGUGGUGGUCCAGUGUAGGUAGUAUUCUACAAUAAGCUGUCGUGGUUUGUGUCUGAAGUACUUGAAUAAGAUAUCUCAAACGUGGUGGUCCAGUGUAGGUAGUAUUCUACAAUAAGCUGCCGUGGUUUGUGUCUGAACUACCUGAAUAAGAUAUCUCAAACGUGGUGGUCCAAUGUAGGUAGUAUUCCACAAUGAAGUUUCGUGUCUGAACAACCUAAAAAACAUUAAGGAAGGCCAUCCCUUCAAAUAUUAAAGUGUUUUUAAUCUAUCAUAUGUCAACCGUUGAUAUUGUCCAAGAUUUGCAACCAGCUGCAAUGUCAGAAUACUGAUUUGCAUUUAAUUGCUACAUUUAUAUGUUAACUAAAUCCAGAUUCACUCUAUAUGUGUUUAAUAUUAAUGCAUGCUGGGAACAAUUAUUGUGUAAAACUACAGGUCAACUGCUUGUUAGUAACUAGAAUAUUGAAUACUCUGAUUGACUAACUCUCUUAAAAAAGCUGGUUAAAGAUGAACUAGUUUUCAUAUGACAAGUUGUUCAAAAACUAGCAUACUAGUUCCUGAAUAUGGUUUAACAAAGAAAAUGCAACGUAAGUAACAUGCUCAACUUGCAUGCUGUAAUAGCUAAGAAUAGCUAUCGUGGUGGCAGGAACACCCAAAACUUCUCCCAGGAAAUCUGUUGUACGUACACAAGUGCAAUUAGCAAAUAAAACUUGCCAUAUCUAAACCUGUCGUGGAACAUUUUUCCGUUUGUAACCGGCUUCAGCAACUAUAGUUAACUUCAAUUACAUUUCAUACAUCUGGAGACUGCUUAUGUAAAAAUAACACUUACAUUGUAUUCAUGAUAUUGCUGUAGACUAUUUCAUUGGUCUGUAUUCGUGUGAGUUCUAAGUGGGACUCCACAGUAUUGUUUGAAAAGGAAAUGGACACUUAACAAUAUAUGGCCGUCUCGUCACCUUAUUUAAAAAUUAAUCAUUUUAAUUGAGGCUAUGUGUUUGCAAUGAAAAGCUUUCAAAACCUAAAAAUCUUUUUGGCAUGCCUCUCAAAAUUACUUUGUUUUAGCGUUAUUUUCUAGUUUACACAGUUCGCUACAUUUUGAAAUGCAUCUGUCAGUUGAGAAUCAUAAAAUAAGAGUAAAAUAUCGUCAGUUAAAAUAUAGUUAUGAGCGAUGCUUUAAAAUGAUUUUGCUUUAUAUUGCUGAAUAAAUAUGAUGUGAAUUUUAAUUCACAUCAUAUUUAUUCAGCAAUAUAAAGCAAAAUUUACUGAAUUUCAGACAUAAUUUUUUUUCUGGGGUAUCAUUGAAAAUCUGCCAAGUUUGUUUUCUGAUUGAAAAACAUAUCAAAAUUUUUGAAUGUAGUCCUGACCAAGUGCUAUAUUCUACUUGUUAGUUUUGAGCAUAUAUGUUAAUAUGUAACAGACACAAAAGAUCUCCUCUUAACAAUGAUGAUAUUGCAGUCAUAAUAGUACUUAAAUGGAAUUGUUUUGAUGAUGGGAAAACAGUAUGCCCAAAAACAGGCAGGAGAAAAGAUUAGAUUCUGCAUCGAAAUGCAUGAUUUAAUUAACCCACAUAACUGCGGGAUUACGGAAGAUACAGCUACCUGACGAGUACAAACAGAACUUCGACGUUUCAAGCGAAGAUCACUUUGUCGAGAAGUAGCUGCUAACUUUUUGACGAAGGGUAUUUGCUCGAAACAUCGACAUUCUGCUUGUGUUUUUUAUGUACUUGUAUCUCUCAUAAUUCACAGUUUUCUUAAUAUUAUUUCUACAUACACUACACAUAGACCUUUCUAGAUUAACUCACAACAUGUCUAUUGUACUCUGGCUAGUGCAAAACAAUUUCCUUGGCAAUAGGAACUGUUUGGCUUUAACAGAUUGAAAUCAAUCGGACUAUCUGGCCAUAAUCUCUUGUUACAAUGCAUCCAUUCGACCUGAGAUAAUUGUUAUUUCUUACUGAUUAAGUCACAAAAAAAUGGGAAUAUUUUCUCACACACAGCUGGGGGCCCAUUAAGGAUGAAGAGAUGCUGAUAAUAUUGAAUGCAUUAUUGUUCUUGCUCACCACAGCAUGACAAGUGCCAGCCUUUUAUUAUUCAAACAUUUUUUCUAAUUUGGUUGACAGAAUGUGAGCAGAAUAAACAAGACUUUCGCAUUCUGUACAAAUCACAAAUUGCUUGUGAUCAAUGUUGCAGCAGAAUAUUUUAUUUAGAAAGUUAACAAGUGAUUUUAGUGUGCACCCUUGCCUGUGAAUACUGAGUCAAUGUACUUGUAUAUUUGGCAUUAAACCACUGAGUACCAGCCCUCUCCCCAUUUCAAGUAAAAUUGUCUGGAGUUAGACAAAGUAAAAUGAUAAACUAGGGCACAAUGCAACUUAACCCAUCAAUAAGCUACCAAGCUUCCCCAUUGACGAGUAAAGUCGACUGGCGUUAGACAAGUAAAAAAAAAUAGGGCGCAUUGUGGCUCCAUGGGGGUUAACUAGAGACAUUGUCAUAUUUUUUGGUUAACCCAUUAAGCUGCAGAGCUUCCAAUUAACAAGUAAAAUCGUCUGGCAUUAGACAAGUAAAAAAAAAUAAGUAGGGAGCACUUUGCAGCUGAACGGGUUAAUGGCUUAACUAGACACAUAGGCAUAUGGUUAGAUUAACAGAUUGAUUGCCAGCACUCUCCCCUUGAUGAGUAAAAUUGUCUGGUGUCAGACAGAAUAAUAUGAUAAACUGGGAUGCGUUAGGGUGCAACACAACUUAAUAGACAGAUUUAGAAAAGACGACGCGACCUCAAAGACGACGUGAAAAUGGCGUGUUCUGUCCAUAUAUGGAUGUGCCACGCCACUUUGACGCCAUUUUCACGUCGUCUUUGAGGUCGCGUCGUCAUUUCUAAAUCUGUCUAAUGGCUUAACUAGACACAUGGGCAGCUAGUCUGAUUAUAAUCUUGAGAUGUGUGUGUCAUUGUAGGUAGUGGCAUCCCUUCGGAUUGAUAGGGAUGCAGGUACCUGAAAAAGACAAGGAAAACCUUGAUAUUCAAGUUCUCCUUGUGUUUUUAACGAAUCCGAAUAUAGUCUGAGUAAAAUCAUCUGGUGUUAAACAGAGUAAAUGAAAAAUUAAUGGGUUAAAGUAUAUUAACACAUCCUAUCAUAUUUUAGUCCUUCUGGCUGCACGUUUUGGGGUAAGAAGCCGUGGAGUAGAAAAAAGAAGAUUCUCUGGCAGAUGGGCACAUUGAUUGGUGCUCCCUUGGGCAUUGCAUUGGCCGCUGGUGUCGUUCUCCCUGCCAUGGUUAUUGGUAUUCCUGUGUAUGUUGGUCGUCAGGUAGGUUGCUUCUUAUCUUGUCUUACUGUCGUUCCAAUUGAAGUGUUCUUCAAAUAUUGAUUCAAUACAUUACCUCGGGCUGACCAAUUCAUUUCAUCAAGUUCCUCGAGAUAUUCAUACACUUCCUAGUAUAAUUGUAAACUUCCUGUUGAAUAGCUUAAAUGCACCAAUCAUCUUUGUUGUUUGUGCAACUAACCAAUCAUAAAUAGAGAGGAAGUGACCAGAAAUGAUCAAAUUCUUGGAAUUGGCUCUUUCACAGGAAGUGUAUGAAUAUCUCGAGGAACUUGAUGAAAUGAAUUGGUCAGCCUGAGGUAAUGUAUUGAAUCAAUAUUUGAGCAACACUUCAAUUGGAACGACAGUAAGACUUAACUCAUUCUUGUGUGCAUUGCACAAAGGAUAUUUUGUUUUCGGUGUAAAGUCAUUUGACGUUAGAGUGAAAUAAUGAGGUUGGGUGCAUUGCAGCUUCAUGGAUUAACAAGACGCGUUGGUAGAUAUUGUUUGGUUACCCAAUGCAAUCAAUGCGCAAAUUUCUUCCCUUCACAAGUAAAAUCGUCUGGUGUUAGAAGGAAGUAAUAAAGUAGGGUUUAUUUGGGUGCAUUGCAGCUUACUGUCGAUGCAAUGGAAGUGUUGAUAAAAUAUUGCAUGAAUUCAUUUCCUCAAGUUUUUUAUUUAUUUAUUUAUUAAACUUUGCCAAAAACACUUAACAGAACAGCAAAUAGACAUCUACACAAUAAACAUGGACAAAAAUGGCAGGGACACCACAACAGUGUAAACCAAUUACUGUGGGCCCUAUACAAAAAUACACAUACAGUACAGAACAUAUAACAUACAGUACAUGGACAGGAGUCUAAAAACAACAAGUUAGUUCAGAACGUAAGUAACGACUAGUGUUACACUUCAGACAAAUAGUCUUCCAUGUCCUCGGAUCUUCUUCGUCGAAGCAUUCUCUCAGGGCUGUCAGGUAGUAAGUUUGUAAAUCGGUUUUGAAUUGCCUAAUAUUAAUGUCAGGAGAUCUUAGUGUAGUUGGUAAAGAGUUCCAAGUUCUGGAUGUACGAAUAAAGAAGGAGCGUUGGUAGGUAGAGGUUUUGCAUUUGGCCGGACGGAAGGAGAUUUGGUUGCCACUGGAGGAUCUGGUCGUUCUGGUUUGGGACAUGACUUCGGGGAGGACGUCAUGGGACACGUCGACCAAGCCGUUCACCGCUUUGAAAAAGAACACGAGAUCCAAGUAUUCAUGCCAGUAAGAUAGCGGUAAGAGACCCAGACUGGCAAGUCGUUCCCGAUAAGUCUCACUGCACAAGUACGGAAGGUUUAAAAUGUACUUCGUUGCUCUUCUUUGGACCCGUUCCAUACGUUGGAUGAGGGUCACGGUUUGAGGCGACCAAACCUGGCUCGAGUAACCAAAAACCGACCGAACCAAAGACAGAUACAGAGUCCGGCGGGUCCUCGCGUCGCUUAUUUCCCAGAACAUCGCUUUAUAAAUCCAAGGAGUUUGUUGGCACGGGUACACCGGUCUAAAAUGUGUUUAGACCAGGUUAGAUCGCUCGCAAUCCAAAUUCCCAGAUCGUUCUCUGCUGGUAUAAGUGCAAGUUCUUUGCCUUUGAUGCUAUAUAGAUGAUGGAUUGGUUGACUACGUCUGGUAAUGCUAAUACUUUUGCAUUUUCCUUCGUUAAACACGAGACCGCUUGUUGUUGAUCAAGUUGAUCAGAUCAAUACGAAUUCAAAUUUCUUUUUACUUCCUGUGCGUUUCCUAUUGGUCAAUCGGUUCUGAAACGAAAUCUAAUUGGCUCGUCUAAAAGUAACAGGAAGUUGAUCAAUUUUCUAUCAAAUGAAUUGAUCAACUUGAGGAAAGGAAUUGGUGCAAUAUUUUAUCAACACUUCCAUUGCAUCGACAGUAAUGGGUUGAUAAGGCACAUUGGUAGAUUGUUUGAUUAAUCCAUUGAUGCGCAAGGCCCUCUUCCCGGCGAAUAAAGUCAUCUGGUGCAGUUAGACAGAGUAAAGUAUUAUGAAGUAGGAUGCAUUUGGGUACAUUGCAGCUGGGUUAAUGUUUCAUUUAACUUUAGAUGCACGAGAAGUACAACAGGCCAUAUCACACGAAGAAAAAGCGAAACAUUGCAAUCAUCAGUGGCGUCACUCUGUCCAUUCUCGUCUCACCGAUGCUUGCCGCUCUCACCGUGGGUGUGGGGGUACCCAUCGCCCUCGGCUACAUCUACGGGGUGGUCCCUAUCUCCCUGUGCCGCAGUGGGGGAUGUGCUUCGGUCACAACGAAGAAUGGCCGAGGUGUGAACCUGGAAUUUGAUUCGGAUGGUGACAUGGUGACAAAUCCUAAUGAAAGGUCGGGGGCAAUGGAAGCAAGCUCUGCUGCUGAGGAAAAUAUCGAUGGCGUGGUUACUGUUGUAGCGACAGUCAACACCAGGGCACCAGGUUUGUGUUGAAUUGUUGUUCUCGUAACUGAAAUUAGAAACAGAGCUAUACCAUGGGGGUACAAGAUGGUGUAAUCUUGAAACGAUUGUAGGAAUGGAACUUGUGUCAAUUAUUUUUGAUGACAAAGAACAUCUCGUAACGUCAUCAAAUAUGUUAUUUGUGAUGUUACUCUGAGUGUAUAUCCACACCGGGCAAGUUUGAAAAAUAUGCCUGCCUGACCACGGUGGGAAUCGAACCUACGACCUUUGGAAUACUAGCCCAAUAUUUUUCAAGCAUUUUUCAGGCAUAUUUUUCAAGCUUGCCCACUGUGGAUAUACACUCAGAGUAACAUCACAAACAUCAUUCACCUGAGUACAUAACACCAACACCAUCAAAUAUAUUUAUUAGAUGAAUUAAAUUCACGAUCGUAUAUAUCUUUUUUUCGCACAGACACUGAAAGUGGCAAGCAGCCCAGUGUGAGUUUAAGUCAAGAAUGUUCAAGUCUUGCCAGCAGUAAUAUCGAACCUAGUGGCCGUGAAGAUUCUGGCUCGAUGAUCCCUGGACCUCGGAGUUGCGCAGUCAGCAUCGCAAGCAGCAUCGAGAAUCUGAACAUUACCGAUCAUACACCGAGUCCGUCGCUGACCGGAAUAUCUUCGGAAACCGCCGAGCACGAUCGUGUGAGCACGAGCAGUAUUCCGAGCAGCAAAACGUCGAGUGAUUCGUCGCUGAAGAAGGUCGUCCAACUUAAGGUGGCUAGCGAGAGCAGAGCUCACGAUGCGGAACAACCCACCGUUGUGGCCGAAUCGUAAAUUGUAUCUUUUAAAUAAAUACUUUAGAUUAUUGAGUACGAUAUCUUAAAUACAAGUAUCUAAUUAGAAGAUGUUUGAGUGCCUCUUCUCUCUCUGUGAACAGAAUGAAAACCCCGUGUUCGCAUCCGCGAAUGAACAGGUACAGGUAGUCUGUCUGUUGCACUAAGAAAACAAGGUUAUUGAAAUUCUUGAAUGUGGUUAGAUGUGAUAUCUUCUGAUAUAUCACACUAAGUUAUUUAGUCUUUUUUCACUUGCGAUGCAAGCAUAAAAGCUUUAAGGCUGGUAUAUUUAUAAUGGCUGGUUUACACGAUUAAAGUUUCUGUGAUCACAGAGGUAUAUUCUACGUUUUGAAUGAUUUGUAUAAGAAAUAUCUGAGGGAACUCUUUCAGAGUUUGAUACUGAGUUUCCUCAAACAUUUCUUACAAAUUCUUCAAAACUUAGAAUUUACCCAUGCAAAAUUCCUACUGUGAUAGGGUGCAAUAAUUCAAGAUUUUUAGUUGUACCUGACUGGUACUCAAAUGAUUCUUGCCUUGAACUGGUGCAAGACUCAAGGUGUACUUAUAGUCUUUAAAAUGAAGUACUUGAUCCAGGUUUCUGAAAGAUUUUCAUCCAGUAACCUAAAACUAGGAGUUUAAUAUAGAUCAAGGAGUACUAUUGGAUAUACAAACACUACAAUCGACUCCAAUAUUUCUUGGUUCCAUUUGAUCUCAUCGCAUUAGUGUCCAAUCGUGUUCAAUGCCAAGUCCUGUCAGACUUGCACAUUUUCCGACUAAAUUAUGGCUUGGUAGCAGCAAAAAGUAAGCACACAGAUAGCAAGAGUUCCGCGUAUACCUACGUGGUACUUGGCCGAAAACAAAUAAGAACCAGACUGUAAUAUUAGACAGAUUUAGAUCGAGGACUCGGACGUCAAAGACGACGUGAAAAUGGCGUGGCAUAUCCAUACAUGGGCACAACACGCCAUUUUCACAUCGUCUUUGACGUCCGCGUCCUCAAUCUAAAUCUGUCUAUUGGCGAACCUCCGGUUAUACGUAAGUACGCGAAUUAUUGCACCCUGAUUGUGAUCACAGAAACAGCAGUAAAUGAUUAGAUUUUCUCGGAUAAGGACGUUAAAAUCGUCCAAAUAGACAGUGAACUGAUCGUCCCUGAUAUUUUCCUGAUAAGGAAAGCCGCAUUUGUACACAUAGAGACAGAUCAUCAGUGAAGACGAAGUACACAGACACACAAGUUCGUCCGAGCAGACGAAUGACGUAGAUAGUUAGCUUCAUUGAUGAUCCAUGUGCUUGUUAUUUCGCUCAUGCUUUUGUAUCGCAAGUGGAAACUUAGUUAGUUAAAAGUGAAAACCAUGCUUUUUUCAAAAGUCUUUGAAAAUACUGGUAUUCGCGAAUGUUCUUUUUGUGUCAAAACGUUAAAUAAAUACACAUCCGCUUUAGAAGCGAGAACAUUUCAUUUAUUUGACUAAUGCACCCCAGUUGAUUGAGUAUGCAACUGUUACUGUAAAUUAGAGUUGAGUGAAUUUUGUAUAUAUAUAGUGUGUAGAUUAUGAAUUAAAAUUGUUUUUUUCUUGUGCAAUAU